Ostrea edulis (European flat oyster) is the source of this 731-nucleotide messenger RNA. RefSeq lists its product as uncharacterized. The record is from RefSeq and is a predicted model, not a curated record. Gene Ontology annotation, molecular function: metalloendopeptidase inhibitor activity; protease binding. NCBI's taxonomy places the organism in Eukaryota, Metazoa, Mollusca, Bivalvia, Ostreida, Ostreidae. Gene Ontology annotation, cellular component: extracellular matrix. The coding region runs from base 100 to 672 and encodes 190 amino acids. The transcript has 5 exons. Gene Ontology annotation, biological process: negative regulation of membrane protein ectodomain proteolysis; negative regulation of endopeptidase activity.
UAAACGAGGUGCCAUAAUGCGGUCCCCGUGCACUAUAUAAAUGGAGUCACUAGGGUGAGGCAGUCACUGCGGACCCAUCUCGGUAAGCUUAUUGUAAGGAUGAUUUGCGCAUAUGUUCUAGCUUUAGGUUUCAUUUCCCUGGCACACGGAUGUAGUUGGAUUCCCAAAGUUGACCAGCAAGACUAUUGCUAUGCGACAUACGUUUUCGAGGCUGAAGUGAAAGAGACACCUACCUUGGAGUACUCAUAUUACAAACAUGAUAUAGCUGUCAAAAAGGCAUACAAGUUUGAUGGUAACAAAGAAGACGUCCUGGCCUUUAGAACUCUGUAUGGAGACGGACCAGGUUAUUCUUGUGGGGAAGAGAUUCUGACGAAAGGGAAAUCCUAUCUUAUAUACGCAAACAAAAGCGACGGUAAAUUACAUAUUAGCCAAUACAGAUCAAUGGAAAACGUCAACAACGCUGAUAUAGAACGGAUGACUACAAAAUACGACUGUAACUGUACGAUUGUAUUCAAUUACUCAAAACUGCUGGGUAACGGUCCGGGGAUUGAACUACCCCCGCCAACAAUGAACGAGUGUAAUGUUCCUACAAAGUACUGUUCACGGGGAGCCUACUGCAAACGUAACUCCGAUGGACAAUGUGCAUGGGGUACUCUCGGCGACUGCUAUUAAUAUCAAGAGGACAUUACAUCAUGAUUGUACACUAUGGUGAUUAAAUGAUCAAGAUGCUA